This is a messenger RNA of Acanthamoeba castellanii str. Neff, 219 nucleotides long. RefSeq names its product Fbox protein 27, putative. Gene Ontology annotation, biological process: glycoprotein catabolic process; SCF-dependent proteasomal ubiquitin-dependent protein catabolic process. Lineage: Eukaryota; Discosea; Longamoebia; Acanthamoebidae. Gene Ontology annotation, cellular component: cytoplasm; SCF ubiquitin ligase complex. The record is from RefSeq and is a predicted model, not a curated record. Gene Ontology annotation, molecular function: ubiquitin protein ligase activity. The transcript has 2 exons. The annotation marks the transcript as partial.
GUGAAGCUGCUGGACGGGGAGGGCGCGGUGCUGGCGAAGUGGACGACGGGCACGAAGGAGGCGGAAACGCACUGGACUCAGGAGGAGCACGUCUUCCGGAACUACCCACCCGGUGUCAGAGCGGUGAGCUUCAAGACCAAGGGCAAGGACAGCAAGUUCUGGGCAGGCCACUACGGCGCGAGGAUGACCGGCGCAGUGCUCGCCAUCGCGUGGGCGUAG